AGGGGAGGCCUCCGAGCAGUGAGGGUGGGGUAUCCCAGAGGGGCGUCGGCGUGGGCUGGGGAAGGGGGGGGGGUCUCCCCGAGACAGGAUGGGCUGGCGCCGGCGCCCCCCGGCCCAGCGGGAAGACCUGUUCUACGAGACCUACUACAGCCUGAGCCAGCUGUACCCACUGCUGCUCCUGCUCCUGCUCCUGCUGGCCACCUGCCUGGCCCUCCUCGCCGCCCACCUGGCCAGCGGCAGGGAAUUCUCCUCCAACCUGAGCUUCCUCGUCACCUUAUUCGUGGCCCUGGCUGUUUUCUCCCUCAUCCUCAUCCUGGUCUGCAUCGAGAGCAUCUUCCAGGAAUGCACACGGGUCUUCUCGGCCAUCAUCUGGGCUUGCCUCCUAGCCAUGGGCUACAUCUUUGUAUUCACCAGCGGAGUGGUCAGUGCCUGGGACCAGGUCUCAUUUUUCCUCUUCAUCAUCUUUACCGUCUACACCAUGCUGCCCGUGUGCAUGCGGGAUGCCGUGGUCGCUGGCCUCGCCUCCUCCCUCUCCCACAUCAUUGUUUUGGGUGUCUACCUGUCAGCCGGGCGGGGGUCGCGGGCUGAACUGGCUGUGCAGCUGCUGGCCAACGCGGUGAUCUUCAUCUGUGGCAACCUGGUGGGGGCCUAUCACAAGCACCUGAUGGAGGUGGCUUUGCAGGAGACCUUCCAGGAGACCUUCAAACUCAUCCAGUCCCGAGUCAAGCUGGAGUCUGAGAAACGGCACCAGGAGCACCUCCUUCUCUCCAUCCUACCCGCCUACAUCGCCAUGGAGAUGAAGGCCGAGAUCAUCGAGCGGCUGCGGGACGGGGGGCGGCAGGAAAGUGCAAACAACUUCCAUAAUCUCUAUGUCAAGCACCACAAGAACGUCAGCAUCCUGUAUGCCGACAUUGUGGGGUUCACGAGACUGGCCAGCGAGUGCUCCCCAAAAGAGCUGGUCCUGAUGCUCAAUGAACUUUUCGGCAAGUUUGACCAGAUCGCCAAGGACAAUGAGUGCAUGCGCAUCAAGAUCUUGGGUGACUGCUAUUACUGCGUGUCAGGGCUGCCGGUCUCGCUCCCCAACCACGCACGCAAUUGCGUCAAGAUGGGAUUGGAUAUGUGCCAGGCUAUCAAGAAGCUACGGGAUGCCACCGGUGUGGACAUCAACAUGCGGGUCGGGGUGCACUCGGGGAACGUGCUGUGCGGGGUCAUAGGGCUCCAGAAGUGGCAGUAUGAUGUCUGGUCCCAUGAUGUGACACUGGCUAACCACAUGGAGGCUGGAGGAGUGCCAGGGAGGGUGCAUAUAACAGAGGCCACCUUGUCUCACCUGGGAGGGGUCUAUGCUGUGGAGGAAACCUGUCGCUGGCAGCGUGACCCCUUCCUGAAGGAGAACAAAGUAAAGACUUUCCUGGUCAUUGACCCUUGGGUGGGAGCGGAAACCUGCAACAGCACCCUGUCCCCGGUGCCCGGGGAGGGCCAGAAGAUGAGGGCGUCUGUCCGUAUGACCCGCUACCUGGAGUCCUGGGGGGCUGCCAAGCCCUUUGCCAACCUCAAACACCUCGAUACCAUCCCCGCCGAUCAGCCAGGAUUCACCAGGAACAACCAUUCGGAGAGCUCUCUGGGGUCCCUGGCCCAGUCAAAGACAGUGGAGCGGGUUCGUUCCCCCAAGGGGCCGGAUGAGGAGCUCGAUGGGGUAGAUGAGAAAUUUUUCCAGGUGUUGGAACAGCUCAACUCCCAGAAGCAGUGGAAGAAGUCGGAGGAUUUUAACCGCAUCACCCUGUACUUCAAGGAAAAACUCAUGGAGAAGGAGUAUCGACUCUCAGCUCUGCCUGCUUUCAAGUACUACACGGCCUGCACCUUCCUGGUCUUCCUCUCCAACUUCCUCAUCCAGAUGCUGGUGGCCCACAAGACCCCAGCUCUAGGAAUCUCCUAUGGCAUCUCCUUCUUCCUCUUCAUCCUCCUCCUCUUCACCUGCUUCGCUGGGAACCUGGCGAAGUGCUUCCAGAAAGGCCCCAAGAUGCUGUACUGGGUGCCCUCCCUCUCCACGGCCGUCUGCACCCAGCCCUGGCUCCGGGUCACCCUGGGCGUCACCACCAUCCUGGUCGUCCUCACCAUGGCUAUGUUCAACUUCUUCUUCAUACCCACGCCCUGGUGUCCUCCACCAUCCCACAAUCCCGCAGUGCCGGUGAACGCCACACGGGAAUCUCCCUCAACUGAUUCCUUAUUCAGCAUCCCGUACUACGUUUACUGUUGCAUCCUGGGGCUCCUCUCCUGCUCCCUCUUCCUCCACAUGAAUUUUGAACUCAAGCUGCUGAUGCUGACGCUUUGCCUGGUGAUCUACAACGUCCUCUUUCUCCACAGCCACGCCUGGCUCUCAGAUUGCUACGUCGCGCGCCUCUACCCCAACCAGACCGUGCUCAGGCCAGGGGUCCUGAAGGAACCCAAGCUGAUGGGAGCCGUUUCCUUCUUUGUCUUCUUCUUCACCCUGCUGGCCCUGGCUAGACAAAACGAGUAUUAUUGCCGCCUUGACUUCUUGUGGAAGAAGAAGUUCAAGAAGGAGCGUGAGGAGAUCGAGACCAUGGAGAACCUGAACCGUGUCCUCCUGGAGAAUGUGCUCCCGGCCGACGUGGCGCAGCAAUUCAUUGGCCAGAACCGGCGUAACGAGGACCUUUACCAUCAAUCCUAUGACUGUGUCUGUGUCCUCUUCGCCUCCAUCCCUGACUUCAAGGAGUUCUAUUCUGAGUCCAACGUCAACCAUGAAGGGCUGGAGUGCUUGCGGCUGCUCAACGAGAUCAUUGCAGAUUUUGAUGAGCUGCUCUCAAAGCCAAAAUUCAGUGGCGUGGAGAAGAUCAAGACCAUUGGCAGCACCUACAUGGCAGCUACGGGAUUAAAUGCCACUUCUGGCCAGGACAAUCAGCAGGAUGCCGAGAGGAGCUACACGCAUCUGGGCAUCAUGGUGGAGUUCGCGGUGGCCCUGAUAGCCAAGCUGGAUAUCAUCAAUAAACACUCCUUCAACACCUUCAAACUCCGUGUGGGUAUAAACCAUGGCCCAGUGGUGGCUGGUGUGAUUGGAGCACAGAAACCCCAAUAUGACAUUUGGGGAAACACAGUGAAUGUGGCGAGUCGCAUGGAGAGCACCGGGGUGCUGGGGAAGAUCCAGGUCACAGAAGAGACGGCCAGGGCCCUGGAGACCCUGGGUUACACCUGCUACCUCCGUGGGGUUAUCAAGGUCAAGGGCAAAGGCCAGCUACGGACCUACUACGUUUGCACCGACCUGUCCCGCUCUGGCCUGCAGGCCCCCAUGCUCAGCUGAGAGCUUCCCCCCCCCAACCCCCCGCACAAAUGGACACAGCACCGCCUACAGAGGGCUGGUUUCCGUCCGUCCCAUUGUAGUACUUCCUCCUCACCACUGGGGGGAGCUGGCACAGGAGACUGAUGGCUUUGCAUUCAUCCCACUCAUGUCAUGACUUGAUGCCUGGACUCAGUCUUUCACAAUGAGACAAGUGAAGGGCUGCGGGAGACUUUGGGGGGCAGCUCACAGGGCGAUGAACCCCCCCCAAAGGAGGCAUGGAAGGGGGGCUGUUUUGAGGUGGAUGGGGUUCAGAAGGGAAUGACACCCCUAAAGAGCUGGGUGAGAUAACAUGGGCGUACAGGGAGAGUUCAGAAUAACAUGAUCCCCCUCAGUGAGGGGCUGGGGGAGCCAGAUGAGGAGAGUCCCCCCUCUCCCCCUUUUAAUUCCUCUUCCUUGAAGCCGGCCCACCCCCACCCCCAGGCCCCAAAUGUGCUGUGGUCUCAGCCUCAUCUGUGUAUGUGCAUCCUGUUACCCAAGAUCAGUGGCAGGAAACCGCAGCUUCCGGAGAGACCAGAACUGGCUUCCCUGGGAAGAUCAUCCUUCCCCAGAGUGUGCCAGAGCCUGCAGGGCGGGGCAGGUUUAAGGGGGGAUUGUGUGUGCAGGGUGGGGGGGGGUGUGCAUGCACAUGCACACACAUGAGUGUGUAGGGGGAAUUUCCUAUAGCUUUAAUAUAGGCAGGGCCAUUAGUCAGCCUGAUUGCCUGGCAGCUCCCCGUAUAAGACCCUGUUUUCUGAUAAUCUUCCUGAACUCGGGCUGAAAUUUCCCACACUGGGCUGAUUUUUUUUUUUUUUCUGGAAAGUUUCAGCCGAAUAAGUUCAGCCGUUUCGGAGAGCGAGGCUAGUGAAAAAUCCACUGGUUUGCCCAUGUGAACUUCUGGCGAGCUUUUCUUUCAGCUGCCCUAGUGCCCCCUUGCUUCGGAGCAGGAACUUGGAAAUAUGGCAGCUAAGAGCCUCUACUGAUUCGGUCUGUACCUGAGACUCAGCAGACUUCCCAGCAGUUGCAGCUCGGGGCCAAGAUGAUGCUGAGGACAAGCACUGGGAGCAGGGUUCCUGUCUCACUUCCGCUCUCAAUGCGCCCCUGCUGGGCCCAGGAGACAGAAGCUGCCCGAUUUCAGUGAAGAGGGGAGAAAUUGGGUGAGGGGAGUUUAGGCAAGGGGAAUGAGGAGCCUGGGAGGGGAGGGGAGGGGGCAGAGCUUGGAGGCGGGCAGAGUUGGCACUAGGAGCUUAGAAAGGGGACUGAGACUGGCUGGGCAAGGAGACUGGGACCAAGAGGGGAGACUGGGACUGGCUGGGCAGCGAGACUGGAAGCUAAGAAGAGACAGUGGGACUGGGAGCUGCUGGGAUGGGGGAUUUUUAGGUCAGAAGUGGGCAAUAGAUCAUUUAGGCUGACCUCAGAGGACACUGGGGCUGUCUGGACAACGAGACUAGGGCUGUCUGGGUGGGGAGCCUGGGACUGGCUGGACAAGGAGACCAGGACUGGAAGCCAGGGAGAGAAAUGGAAAGUGGGAGAUAGGGGUAAGGGGGCUGGGAGCCAGGAGGUGCUGGUAUGGGGAGACUGUGUGCAGCCGAGGCACUGUUAUGGGAGCAAACAGCUGUGCCACCAACGCUUGUUCCCCUCUAGUGCAGGCCCAUAUCGAGGAUGACAACCUACUACUGCUACCGGUUAUUCUGCCGAUCUCUGUGCAGUGGAUCCAAUGAUUCCAGCCCUGCUGAUGAGCCAUGUGGGUGUCAAUAUGAUGCCACAGGAGGGGAUUUCUGAGUGGGGUUUUUUUUUGUUUUGGUUUUAUUUGUUUUUUUCCGUUUGCUUUUGUAAAAAUCCAGGAAAUCACCCACAAAAGCUACAUUAAAUGAAUAUUAUUAAGGUUACAAGCAUGCCCAAAGGAGGAAAUGCCCAAAUUCAGGGGCCCUGUGCAAAACUGACUUUGGUAAUGGUCUUUUAACAUAGUUUUUUGUGGAUGGAAUUAUUAUAUUUAAGGUCAUGUAGGAAUGCACAGCAUUACUGAUUUGUAAA
Messenger RNA from Dermochelys coriacea (leatherback sea turtle), 5362 nucleotides. RefSeq names its product adenylate cyclase 4 (gene ADCY4). The record is from RefSeq and is a predicted model, not a curated record. Lineage: Eukaryota; Metazoa; Chordata; Testudines; Dermochelyidae. The transcript has 25 exons. Gene Ontology annotation, biological process: intracellular signal transduction; cAMP biosynthetic process; adenylate cyclase-activating G protein-coupled receptor signaling pathway. Gene Ontology annotation, molecular function: adenylate cyclase activity. The coding region runs from base 89 to 3313 and encodes 1074 amino acids. Gene Ontology annotation, cellular component: plasma membrane.